UUUUCGCUGCAAUUCUUUCAACUAAGUUUUUUUUUUUUCGUUCAGGUCAGAGCUUCUUCAUACUUCAUUCAUACAAUCUUCUUCUUCUUCUUCUUCAUCUUCAUCUUCUUCUAAACCCCAUCUUCUCUUUCCAUUUACAUGCUUCUAAUCUUCUUUCUUUCUUCUUCAUUCACCCUCUUUCUUCUUCUUCUUCUUCUUCUUCUUCUUCUUCUUCAAUCAAUUCCCUUUCCAACUUCCCCUUUUCUUCAUCCACUUUACUGAUCUCCAUCAUUUUACUUCCAAUUUCCUACUUCCAACUUCACCCCACAUCCCCAAUUGCGCUUAACCGACGAGGGUUUCCUCUAUUUCCUACUCACUUGCAAUUCCCGUCUCUUCCCGUUCUCCUUUCAGGGUUUUGGUUUUCGGAGUAUAGAUCUGGGUUUGCAUUCUUAUGCUUGUUGGCUCUGUUGUUGAUUGAGGAAUCCUUCCAAAUUAAAUGUUACUUAGUCAUUGCUGGAAUUAUGAUUUCAGGCUGCUCUACACCCGCAAUUUUUCUGCUUGGUGCACGUAUUAUGUAUGUAUGUGUGUGUAUAUAUAUUCCCCCAAAUGGUGCGGCCUUUUAGACUUGAUUUGUUCUGAAUGACGUGGAAGUAUAAAUUCUGGGGGAUUUUGUAUUGGUACAAUACCAGAAUUCAGCUUCAAUUGGAGUGACUGGGGGUUUGGAGCUACAGUUUAUAGUGUAUGAACCCAACCGGCCUCUGGAGAAAUGCAACCUCAGCACAGCUCCAGAAUUGAUUUAGGUGACUUGAAAGCUCAGAUAGUUAAAAAACUUGGAAAUGACAGGUCCAAGCGGUACUUCUUUUACUUGAGCAGAUUCUUGGGUCAGAAGCUGAGCAAGGUUGAAUUUGAUAAGGUGUGUGUUCGUGUGCUUGGGAGGGAGAAUAUUCAGCUCCACAAUCAAUUGAUAAGGUCAAUCUUGAAGAAUGCAUGUGUAGCCAAGACCCCACCAUCAAUAAAUGCUUCAGGACAUGCACAAUCUGUCCUACAACCUUCAAACAUCUCGCCUUGCAGGGAUGAUGGCCCUGAACAAACUGGAUCUGCCUUUCCAAAUCAGAAUCAGAGUAUACCAAUUUGGUCAAAUGGAGUUCUUCCAGUAUCCCCACGGAAGGGUAGAUCUGUCUUACGUGGAAAGUUUAGGGAUAGGCCAAGUCCGCUUGGUCCAAAUGGAAAAAUCACAUGUCUUUCGUAUCAAUCAACUGGUACUGAAGAUAGCAACAGCAAAGUUAUUACAGAGAAUGGUAAUGUAACCAUGUGUGACUAUCAGAGACCAGUACAGCAUCUCCAAGCAGUAGCUGAGCUACCUGAAAAUGACAUAGAUGGAGCAGUUCACCGGCCAUCAGAAAAACCGAGGAUACAUCCAACGGAAGCAGCUAUUCUUGAAGAAGGAGAGGAGGUGGAACAGUCAGAUCCCUUAAGCUUCCUGCGAGGUCCUCUACUUCCACCUCUUGGUAUUCCAUUUUGUUCAGCUAGUGUAGGUGGGGCACGCAAGGCCUUGCCAGUCAACAGUAGUGGCAGUAGUGAUUUUCUGAGUUGUUAUGACAGUAUUGGAUUAUCUGAUUCAGGGACAGUGAGAAAACGCAUGGAGCAAAUUGCAACUGCACAAGGGCUUGAAGGUGUUUCUAUGGAAUGUCCUAACAUCCUGAAUAAUACUCUGGAUGUGUACCUGAAGCAAUUGAUAAAGUCUUGCCUUGAGUUGGUGAGAGCAAGGUCUACAUUUGAACAUACGGGGCAUCCGAUCCAGAAGCAACAGAAUCAAGGGAAGGUUGUAAAUGAUAUGUGGCCUACUAACCACCUACGUGUACAGAACAGCAAUGGGAGAUCUGAAGUUUUGCAGGAAAAGAGUUUAGAAUGCUCAGUGUCCUUGCUUGAUUUCAAAGUUGCUAUGGAGCUCAAUCCAAAGCAGCUUGGGGAAGAUUGGCCUUUGUUGUUGGAGAAAAUUUGUAUGCGUGCCUUUGAGGAAUAAGCAGUUGCAAAGGUUUUAUUUAUUCUACAGCCAUCCAAGGCUGGUCUGUUCUGAUCCUUAGGGCUUUAAAUUUUCCUGGGAUGGAUGUCUUCCCCUUCUUCCCUUCUUUCUGGGGUAUACUUGAUCGCUCCCGUUUGGUUCAGGCUCCAAGUUUCCAUGCUAAAAUAUUGUAACAUCAUUGCCUGCUCCAUUGAGGAAGUUGAAUUAACUCAACUAAGAAGGGGGGAGCUUUCAGCCAGAAUGCCCAUAAAAGGUUGUUCUGUUGCAUUUUUAGCAUUCUUCUUGGCUCCAUUUGCCACUACCAUGUAACUUAGCUUUUCAUGUAACUUAUUUUUGAGAGAAUCAAAAAAGUUUUGCAGGGAUACUGUCAUUUUGCUUGUCAGUAAAAUAUUUUCUUCAUUUUUAGCUGAAUAUGUAGAGUCAUAUUAUGAAGUAAACUUCGAAGUAACAAUUGCUGAGUACAAUAUGAACUUCAGAAUCUGUAAUGCACAAGGGAAGGAAUUUAUGAAGCAAUCAAGGUGAAGUGGCGAAGUCCAUAUCAAUAUGACAGUAUCUUUCCUUCUUUACAUAUCAUGUCACAAGCUUUAUUUUGACUCCCAUAAUUGAGGUUUUUUUGGGUUUUUUAUUAUAUAAUAACAAUAUUUUUUUUUCUGGCAGAUGCAAGGUUUGUUUCGGGGAAAAAAAUUAACUAGGGAUAGUUGAGAAUUAAGAUAAUAUGUCUGCUAAGAGCCAAUUUACUCUGUUACUGAUUACAUGUAUUCUACUUCUGUCAACACAAUUGAAUAUACAUUAUUUAUAUGAUGUUGAUUAAGAAAAAA
Molecule: messenger RNA, 2820 nt
Organism: Benincasa hispida (wax gourd)
Lineage: Eukaryota; Viridiplantae; Streptophyta; Magnoliopsida; Cucurbitales; Cucurbitaceae
Biological process (GO): regulation of transcription by RNA polymerase II
Cellular component (GO): SAGA complex
Molecular function (GO): transcription coactivator activity
Source: RefSeq, a predicted model, not a curated record